CAGGGAACAAGGGGCAAAAACAGAGAGAAUGACGUAGCGCAGGACAGCUGACAGCCCGUAACAGGGGUCGCAUCCCGCAAUCUUGGCCGAAGAAGUCGGGGACCAGUGGAUAUAAACUACCAUGAAGAACCCAUGGGAAGGGAAGGUUCAACCCAAAGCAAAGCAAACCCGUUCAUCCUCAGUAUAACUAUCACUUACACAUCAAACCAACAACAACACACCCCCCUUUUCUACCCACAAAAAUGAACACCAACAACAACAAGAACAACUCGGGCCUCACCGGCGCGGGCAAAGCCGUGACCUCCACCCUCGGCAACACGGUCGGCGGGCUGGCCAACACGGUCGGCGGCGUGUUGGGGGCCGCGUCGCGCGGCGUGGGGGAGACGGUCAGCGGCGCGACGGGUGGCGUCGGCCGGCCGCUCGGCGACGGCAUCGCCAACAUCGGCACAGGCGUCGAGGGCGGUGUGGCUUCUGUGGCGCAGGGGGUGAAGGAUGCGGGGGAGUGGAAGACGGGGAAGAAGUGAAGAAGUGAUGGGGUGAGUGGGGGUUGGGGUUGGGGGUUGGGUUAUGAGGGGACUGGGCAGGGGAUGGCGGUGGGAGGGUUGACUAUGGGCUUGGGAUAUAUGGGAGGAUGAACUCGAAUUUUUAAAGGUUGUUAGGUAUGCAUGGGUGAAGGAUGCUGGGGUUUGAAUUACUCUAUUGAAAGAAAUAUUUGCUCGUGGUCAGCCUGCCCGCCUUGGCGUGCUGAACUUGUUUUUGAGAUUUGAGACAUCUGAGCCGCAUCGGGGAAGCUGCAAUGUUGGAAAGUUCACAGACGGAUGAAGAGAUAUAAAA
This is a messenger RNA of Chaetomium fimeti, 834 nucleotides long. RefSeq lists its product as uncharacterized. Lineage: Eukaryota; Fungi; Ascomycota; Sordariomycetes; Sordariales; Chaetomiaceae. The record is from RefSeq and is a predicted model, not a curated record. Bases 243 to 524 code for a protein of 93 amino acids. The transcript has a single exon.